AUGACAACUAGACUAUCAAAAGAAACAAUUUCAUUUCUUUAUCAUCCAAAGUACUGGAAUAAGCCUCCUGGGGAAUGGGGAGUUAACGAUUGGGAUUUGUAUUACAUUAAAAAAGUACCUGAAGCGAACAGACGUGAAUCUCAUAAUUCGCUUGGAUCUGAGCUAAAAAUUCUUCUUGCAUUACUACCGGAAAAAGAACCCCAGUAUCAUGGGGAAUGUGCUGAUGGCACGUGUGGUGAAGCCGACAAUCUUCAAACCAACAUUGAUUUAUGGAAUGAUGAUAUGAAAAAAUUAGCGAAAUCGGAAGUUAACAACAGAGUGAACAUGCGUAAUCUAGAAAAUGUGGUAAUAAGUACGGGCAUAUCGGCUGGGAUUCAGCACUUUGAAACAUAUAAUUCUCAAUUGUUGAUUUCCCAACAAUAUGCCGGCAUGAGGUUUGAUUCGACGGAACAAGAACGAAAGAGAAAAGCAGACGAAAAUAACGAGGAAGCCUCUUCUCGCGAUCGUACAUCUCCUUUACGUGACGAUUUUUUUGAUGGUUAUGGCGAAAGCGAGGUGGAUGAUAGCGGAAUAAUUGAAUGGGAAUUUGACAGUGCAAUUCCAACAUGGCUUGAAAAAGGAAUGCUGUAUCAUAAAGAAUUAAUUUCGGAAGAUGAGGAUAAAAGAAUCAAAGAUUCAUCAAAGUCGAUAUGGUGGAGAAUUAUAGAUGGAUCAGAUUUAGAUGUAACCAGAGAAUACCUCUCAGAAGAAGAAUUUUUAGAAUUACAAGAGGUUUUAGCUAAUGCACUCGAAUUAGGAACUACAAUUAAUGAUUGGACAAUAUUGAAACCACAAGCAGAGAAGUGUUUACGAGAUUUAUCAAAGCUAAAUAACGAUCAGAUUAAAAUAAUUGGUGAAAAAGUUCUUCCCGAAGGAACACGCGGUGCAUUAGAAGAACUAAAAAAUUUUCUAAAAACGAGUUCCCAAGAAUUUGAUCUCGACUUUGGUGAACCAGUGUCUCGAGCUUCUAGAGCACGUCGUGACAAGGCUCACGAAGGAGAUGAGGGAUUUCAUCUGGAUUGGCUCUUUUGUAAUCAUGAAUUAGGAGCAAAAGAGUCUUGGGGCCGUGAAUUUUCUCUCUGCGAAAGAGCUGGUUCAGUAAUCGAUAAUACAAGGAAAAUUUUUUCUAAUACACUGAAGGUUAAAAAAACAUUAAGAGACAUGCACAUGUCAUUAAUGAAGUCUAUCGCAUCUGUUAGCAAUAAAAGGGUGUCAAAAGAAGUACUACGAUCAUUUCCGAAGUUAUUGAUGCCUGGGCUUAUUUCUUCACAUUUUUUUUUACAAGCAGUGUUAAUAGUAUAUGUUGGUGCUGGUUUUUAUGUUUCCACUGAUUUGGCCGAGUUAGAAAUUCCUACCGAUUAUAAUGAAGUUGAUAAAAUUUAA
This is a messenger RNA of Funneliformis mosseae, 1422 nucleotides long. NCBI's taxonomy places the organism in Eukaryota, Fungi, Glomeromycota, Glomeromycetes, Glomerales, Glomeraceae. The record is from the annotation of a GenBank genome assembly.